Sordaria macrospora k-hell is the source of this 2127-nucleotide messenger RNA. RefSeq lists its product as uncharacterized. NCBI's taxonomy places the organism in Eukaryota, Fungi, Ascomycota, Sordariomycetes, Sordariales, Sordariaceae. The record is from RefSeq and is a predicted model, not a curated record.
AUGGCGAGAUUCGGUACCUUUACGCGCCUCUUGGGUUUGGACCGACCACCUCAUCGACACGAUCACUGGUGGCACGAACAUCGUCGACGACUUCUCCCUAGCUACCGCGAAGACUCCUUCGUGUCCGCCAUCCCCGCCGAAACCGUCACCGAAAUCGCCCUCCGCAUCCGUCACCUGAUCGAGAAAUGCGUUCCCCUCGAGCUGCCCGUCGACCACAUCACCUCCCCAAACAGCAAGAUCAUCACCAAGAAAGUCCUCAAAGCCGCCAAAGAAGCCGGCGGCAAACACCACCGCUCAUGCGUCGUCUACUGUUUGUUGGUUAACAAGCGCUGGUGGAAACACCAAGCCGAAGUCGAGCUCUGGGACGCUGACCUGCACGCCCUCCGCGCCGUAGCCUGCGAAGUCAUUGCCAAGCAGAUCAUCGAGACCGAAGACGACAUGAACUUCCUGCUACACCAGGUCCUGCUCAAGCGCUACUCGAUCAUGAUCGACAACAAACCCACCAAGCCGUCCAACGUGGUCGAGAAGGCAGUCGACUUGCAUGCUCUUAGGGUGAUCGGCUCGUCGGGCUACCAGAAAUGCAUCAACUACCUGUGGCGCGGCUGGCUGGUGCAGGACGAAAACGACCCGGCUACGUUCGUCGAGUAUCGCGACAAGGAUAAUACUUCGUUUUGGUCACAUCUCGACCCGGAUCGCAUGCGCGCGCCUAUGUACCAGAACUGGACGCAGAUGCUUAUUAGCUUCAUCUACUUGGUUCUUUACACACUGGCGAUGAACAGCGUCAAUCCCGGCGGACAUAUCGAUGUGAUCGAGGGUCUUCUUUACGCUUUUACCCUGGGAUUCAUGUGCGACGAGUUCGCCAAGAUCUGGAAAGCCGGGUUCGCCAUUAUCGAUUUCUGGUCUGCCUUUAAUUCGAUCCUGUACGGGCUAUUGACGACCAGCUUGGUCUUCCGCUUCAUCGCCUUCUCCCACCCCGGCUCCGACGGCGACUGGCGGCACCACUACAACACUCUAUCCUACAACUUCCUCGCCGUCUCCGCGCCCAUGUUCUGGCUCCGCCUCUUGCUUUAUCUCGACUCCUUCCGCUUCUUCGGCGCCAUGCUGGUCGUCCUAAAAGUGAUGAUGAAAGAAUCCAUCAUCUUCUUCGCCCUACUCACCGUCAUCAUCAUCGGCUUUUUACAAGCUUUCCUGGGUCUAGACCAAGCAGACGACCAAGUAGUCGAAGACGCCAUGUUCAUAAUCCAAUCCAUGGCCAACGCAUUGAUGCAGUCCCCGGAUUUCAGUGGGUUCGAGCGCUUCAACCAUCCCUUUGGCCUUUUACUGUAUUACUGCUUCACCUUUGUAGUAAUGGUCAUCCUGCUCAACAUCCUCAUUGCCCUCUACAAUUCUGCGUAUGAAGAUAUCUAUGACAACGCCAACGACGAGUACCUAGCCAUGUUUGCGCAAAAGACCAUGCAAUUUGUUCGCGCACCCGACGAAAAUGUGUUUAUACCCCCCUUCAACCUCAUUGAGAUUUUCUUGCUGGCGCUGCCGCUGGAGUGGUGGAUGGAUAAGAAGAUGUACGAAAGGAUCAAUGAUUGGUGCAUGGCUACUAUUUAUUCCCCCCUUUUACUGGUCAGCGCGUUCAUUGAGGUGCGUACCGCGCAGGAAAUUAGGGCUAAUCGCGCGAGAGGAGACGGGGAUGAUGAUUCGGUGGAGGAGUGGGAACAGAGGAUGGGGGAACUGGAUUGGGAGGCGGAUGGGUGGGCGGAAAGAGUAGAGGGGGCUAAGAGUCAGAUGGUUAAGAUGCAGGAGAUGGAGGAGGAUGAGGAGGAAAAUGGAGAGAAUGGGGGGAUUACGAGGGGGGAGGUGGCGGAUGCGGAGGUGGAGAUUGGGAAGUUGAGAGAGGAGGUUAGGGAGUUGAAGGGGUUGGUGGGAGAGUUGGUGGGGAUGCUGAAGGAGGGGAGGGAGGGGAAGGGGAAGGGGAGGCAGGUGGAGGAGAAGCAGGCAGAGGAGGGGGAGAAGGGGGUAGAGGAGGAGGAGAUCGAGGUUGAGGAGGAGAAAAACGUUCAGGAGGAAAAAGUGGUUGGAGGCGGUGAUGGUGCUGGCAGCAGCAGUAGAAGUAGCAGUAGCAGUGAUAAGGAGUGA